This is a messenger RNA of Etheostoma spectabile (orangethroat darter), 1098 nucleotides long. RefSeq names its product WW domain binding protein 1-like a (gene wbp1la). The coding region runs from base 133 to 957 and encodes 274 amino acids. The transcript is spliced from 4 exons. Lineage: Eukaryota; Metazoa; Chordata; Actinopteri; Perciformes; Percidae. The record is from RefSeq and is a predicted model, not a curated record.
AAUAGCGAUAUGAGGAGGAAGUUAAAGUUGGACUUGUUUUGGUUAGCCACUGAGACGGACUUUUUGUUAACAAUGCGACUGUUAAGUAAAAUUUUAGUGCUUAAUACAUAUUAGUAUUUCAUAUUUAUAGCAAUGGGGUCACUGAAGUUCAACGCUGGCCAAGAAAAUUCAGCGACGGCGGCCACAGUUGCAGAGGCCAAGUUGGUGUGCCUGGGGUUAAACAACCAGAGCUACAUCUGUGAGUCGGGUCACUGCUGUGGAGAGACACAGUGCUGCAGCUACUACUAUGAACUGUGGUGGUUCUGGUUGGUGUGGAGUCUGAUCGUUAUCCUGACGUGCUGCUGCGUUUGUCAUCACUGGCGCUCCAAGCAGCGCUUCCAGCAGCAGCGCCGGCAGAACGAGAUCAACCUCAUCGCGUACAGAGAGGCGCACAACAACUCUCAGCUCCCCCUCUAUCUCAGAUUCUUGCCCACAUACCUGCUGCCGGCCUAUGAAGAGGUGGUUGGCCGUCCAGUCACGCCUCCUCCUCCUUACACCCCUCUCCAGUCAGCACCUCCACCCACGGAGCCCCCUGAGGAAUCUCCUCGCCCCCCCUCGGCGGUCUCCGUCCGCAGUGGCGCUGAUGCAGCGCUCGCUGCUACUCCCGAGGUCACGCAGCAGACCCACCUUCACAGCGCUUACAACCCCAACAAGGACUCGACACCGGGCAGGUACCGGCGCUUCACAGGGGAUUCUGGGAUUGAAGUGUGUGAUGGCCAGGAACUGUGGGAUCAGCACAGCCUUUUAGAAAGAGGAGAUGAGACGGACGAAGAGGGCUCGAUGCAAACGGAGGACCCACGUGAUGCCUCGGGUCCCGAGACCUUUGAACACAGCCAUGUUAGUGGUGCAGUCAUGGAUGAAACCCCAGAGGGACACACAGCUGUGGACACAGAGCCACAGUCUCUUAAUCCAAAAUAAUGUCUGUAACAGUCCCUCAUCAUACCUAACAUCACACCUUUGGUGCUCAGGGUGUAUAAAGUGUACGUUUGACUAACACCAGUGUGUGUGGCAGGCCUGGAGACAAAUUACAAGUUUGACUUAAUAUUUUAAUAAUUUUCA